GCUACUGCUCUGAAACCUAAAAUGUUAGACACUGAGUGAGUCUAAGUGCCUACAGCAUUCAGUGGGAGUUUUGUGAAUCACGGUGGAGCCUAAAACUGGGAUUUAGGAAUUUAUACUCCACACUGAAGUGCCUAAGUCUGGGGUCUAAGAGCUUAAGUAUCUUGUAAACCCCCCCUCAGUUAUUUCAAGAUCUCUUUAUGUGAUGUAUCCAUAUGCAUCCAUCUAGAUGUACAUUAAGGAUAGUACAUGAGACAUUUCUAACAUACAUCAAGAUAUUCUGAUUAGGGCUUUUAUGGUAAACAUUUUGGCCAAGAUUUUCAAAAAUAGCAGCUUAAUUUAUAUUUAGACACCUUAAGUUUACAGGACCUGUUGGAUGCACAGUAUUUUUGAAAUCAGGCCACUUGAGUGCUUAAAUAUGGAUUUAGGAGCCUAAAAUUAGCCUCCUAUUUUUUUUAAAAAAACUUGCCCUUUUUUACUUUUCAUAUUAUUUGUCAGUCUGAAUGUACUAUUCUAAUUAUUUUAUGAAAACAAAGGAAAAUCCCAAUUCCCUCUCAACUUAAUCCCAGGAUUUGGUGACAUUGUGGAAACCCACUAGAACAAAUGUAGAGUUGUUUGUGAUGCUGUAUUUUUCUGUUAUUCUAGUCAAGAAAAUCUAGAUGACAAAGGACUAUACUAAAGAAAUAAUGAACAUCAGAAAUAAAGCCAAAUCCGGUUUUCAGUAAACAGCCCAAGUAAAUGGAUGGGUGCAUAUUUAUAUUAAAAAAUCAUAAUUAUUAUAAAAUUCUGUUAUAAUCAUUAGUUCAAUCUCCUAAUGUUAAACAACAUGUUGCUUCAUAUGGUUUCCACGCUUACAAUUUUUCAGUUUCUGAAGAGAUACAAGAAAGGAAUCAAUGAUCCAUUCAUUCCACAAUGUCUGAAAAUUUGUCAACAAGCAGGAAGGAAAAGAAUGAGGAUGAAGUCACAGCUGGCCUAAAUACUGAAGGACUGAACAAAAGCCCUCAAGAAGUUUCUGAAAGUGAUGCUAGGAAAGACUCAUUACAAUCAAUAGAGAAUCUUGAAAUGGCUGGAAAAUCAUCAACAAGGUCUCUCGAAAAAAAGGAUGAACUCAGAAUUGGCCUAAAUACUGAAGGACUGAAUGAAAUUCCACAUGAAGUUACUGAAGCAGAUGCCAGUAAAGACAUCUUACAAUCAUUUGAGAGUUUUCAAAUUAUUGAAGGAUUAUCAACAAGUAUGUCAAAUGAAAAAGAAGACUAUGAAAACAUAGCUGAUUGUCGUGAUGAUGGAAUGAUGGUCCUCCCCCAAGAAGUUUUUGAAACAGAUUCCAAAAGAGACACAAUACAAUCAGCGGAAAACUUUGAAAUAGAUGAAGUAUUCUCAACAAGUGUAUUGCCUGAAAAAAAGAGUGAUGAAUUCCCAGCUGAUCUAAAUGCUGAAGGGCUGAUGGAACUCUCUCAGAAGAUCUCUGAAAGAGAUGUGGGAAAAGACACAUUGUGCUCACUAGAAAAUCUUGAAGUGUUUCAAAAAUUAUCAACAAGUGUGUUACAGGAAACAGGGGAUGAUGAAAUCACAACUGAUUUAAAUGCUGAAGAACUAAACCAAAUCCGUCAAGAAACUGUUGAAGGAGAUGCUAAAGGAAAUCAAUUACAAUCAGAAGAGAAUCCUGAAAUAGCUGAAAAGGUAUCAACACAUAUAUUGCAUGCGGGAAAACAUGAGGAAUUUAUGGUUAAACUAAAUGCUAAAGGACUAAGGGAAAUCCCUCAAGUAGUUUUUGAAAUACAAACUUUAAAAUAUUUGCAUUUAAACAAUAAUGAAAUCAAAACUUUAUAUAAAAAUCUAGGUAAUUUGACAAACCUGGAAAUACUGUCCAUUGAAGGAAAUGGAUUGAUAGCAUUGCCACCUGAAAUUUCCCUACUUCACAAACUGAGAGUUUUGAACAUCAGUCACAACCAGUUAUCAUGUCUCCCUAAAGAGUUAUCAAAGCUUGUAAAUAUUAAGCAACUUUUUGUCAGUCACAAUAACAUUGAAGAAUUUCCAGCUGCCUUGGAAGGCCUUGAAACCUUGGAAAUUUUAGAUCUUGCUGUAAAUAAUUUAAAAACGCUGCCAGAAAACAUGGUUAGCAUGAAAAAUUUGAAUGUACUCAACCUUGAUUCCAAUCAGAUCUUAAUAUUCCCAAAGGUCCUCUGCUACCUUCCAAGUCUAAUCAAACUCAGCAUUUCGGGGAACCUGAUUCAGGGCUUACCUAAGGACAUUAAAGAGCUCAGGAGAUUACAGGUACUUUCAGUGAAUCACAAUAAACUUAUAUUUCUGCCUGUGCAGCUUUUUCAACUAGCAAAACUACAAAAACUCAGGCUAGAUGAUAACAAGUUGGACGUUCUUUCAGACAAAGUUGAGAAUUUGCAAGAACUUAGAGUUCUUAGUCUUGCCAACAAUUUAUUUAGAAGCAUUUCAGAGAAUCUUUGCAAUUGUACAAUGCUGGAACGUCUUAUUCUUCGUGGCAAUCAGCUAACACACCUUCCUAAUAGGAUGCACAGACUUAAACAUUUAAGAGAACUUUGCAUAAGUAGAAAUCAAAUGGAUAACCUAGAUGAACAAAUAUCACGUAUUAAAGACCUUUUCAUUAUAGAAGCUUCUGGAAAUGCAUUAACGUGCAUUCCUGUUGAAAUAAAAAAUUGCAUGCAGAUAAUUAAAGUCGACUUGAGCUAUAACAAACUUCCUCAGUUUCCAGUUGGAUUGUGUGCACUGGUUGCUCUUAAAAUCUUAAACCUCAGUGGAAACUAUAUUUCAGAAAUAAUAACUGAAAUUUCUUUUAUUGAAAAUUUGGAGCACCUAGAAUUAAGUAGGAACAAACUGUCAUCUUUUUCUGAACACUUGUGCAGACUUACAAAACUAAUCUAUUUAGAUUUAAGUGAAAAUGAAAUAAAUAGCAUUCCAAAAGAGGUGUCUAAUAUGAAGUAUCUCCAGGUACUUCUUUUAUACCACAACAAAUUUGUCUCAUUUCCCAGGGAACUGUGUGCUUUAAACAGUUUACAGACACUUGAUCUUUCAGAGAAUCAAAUACAGUGCAUUCCCUCAGAUAUUUGUAAUCUGCAAGUGAUCAAAGAUUUAAAUUUGUCAAACAAUCAGUUAGUAUCUUUUCCAUCUGAAAUAUGUCAUCUUUCGUCACUGGAGAAACUCAAGUUGUGCCAAAUAAACGGAUUGAAGUUAACUAAACUUCCAGAGGAGCUGUCUAAACUGACUUGCCUCAGAGAGCUGGAUAUAUCUCACAAUGCAUUAAAAGAAAUUCCAGAAGGCAUAGGGGAACUGAAACACUUGGUCAGCUUAACUGCAAAUAAUAAUUACAUUAAUCAGCUUCCCAGAUCUCUUACAUCACUGAGUGAUCUACAACAACUUAAUCUGAGUGGAAAUCAGUUAAUAUGUUUGCCGAGUGGUCUCCAACAUCUUCAGUCACUGAAGGAUAUAAAUUUUGAUGGAAAUCCUCUGAUCAGACCUCCACAGGAAGUCUGUAAAGGAAAACAACUAUAUACCAUUGUACGCUACCUGGAGAGCGCUGAUGAAAGAGAUGGGAAAAUUUUGCAGAAGAUAUUAAAGAUAAUUUCUGGGAACGUUUCCUUUGAAAAUUUUGAAUUUUUCUGCCAGAAACUGCAAUUUAAUAAUGCUGAAAUUAAAUCUCUUGAAAAUAACAGGUCUCUUGUAUUGGAAGAGAAAAUACUCCAGGCACUGGAGAGCUGGAAAAGUGAAAACCAAGCUCUAACUCCUGCUGAAAUGAUAGAUCAGUUGAUCAGAGUACUAACAAUGACAGGCAUGCAUUACCUGACCAACAAAGUAAAAGCUUUAAAACUCUAUACACAGUCACUAAAAUUCUAAAUAGCUGAUGCAUAAAAAAAUCAUUUUUAUUUUUGAACAAGAUGAAAGCUUGUGAUAUAAUUAUCUGUUUCUGAAAAUAUCAUCAUUCUGAAUGUACCAUAAAUUGAGAGACUGGAUGGUUAGUUUCUUAUUAGAGAUUGGUUUGUAAUUCUGUAUGUCUUUUCAAAAUGUCUUGAGUCCAAAAACUCCCCCCACAAACACUCAAACCUUCAAUGCCUUUUUUUCUUAAUUUCUGGAGGGGAAAGAAGCAUUUUUA
Molecule: messenger RNA, 4120 nt
Organism: Chelonia mydas (Green sea turtle)
Lineage: Eukaryota; Metazoa; Chordata; Testudines; Cheloniidae
Gene: LRRD1
Product: leucine rich repeats and death domain containing 1
Exons: 5
Coding region: 910-3864 (984 amino acids)
Biological process (GO): signal transduction
Molecular function (GO): protein binding
Source: RefSeq, a predicted model, not a curated record